UGAAGAAAAAACAAACGCAACAAGAACGGCCGAGGCCAUGUCAAUCAAGUAUGUGCGCUGCACAAACUGUGCCAGAUGUAUGCCCGAGGACAACGCUAUCGUUGAGGUAGCAGCUGUCAGGGAAAUGUCUGACGCCAGCAUUUGUGAAAUAUCUAAGAAGGCCAGAAUGGACCGAACACCAUCUAUCAGGUUCAGACCUGUCAGG
This is a messenger RNA of Candidula unifasciata, 205 nucleotides long. The record is from the annotation of a GenBank genome assembly. NCBI's taxonomy places the organism in Eukaryota, Metazoa, Mollusca, Gastropoda, Stylommatophora, Geomitridae.